AAUCUUUGUGCAAACGUGAAAAGGAAAAAAUGGAAGACAAUGCAGAGUUGGAGUCGGUCCUUCCCUACCUACCGUUUCAAAUUGGAUCUUCGAGUCGUCUGUUAUGGCCAUCCAAAGUGGUUGAUGCUCUAGAGGCGAUGUCUAAAGGUCCUGAUCACAGCCGAGUCCACUCCGGCGAAGUCCUCUCCAUCGCCAUUUCCGACAUCAGAGCUUCUCUUUCCCUCGCCGAGCCCCUCGCUCCCUCUGCCCCUCAAGGAUACGCCCUCUUCUUCGACGAGCUCAUAUCCAGAGCCGACUCCACAAAUUGGUUUAAGGAUGAUAUUCCUAAAUUAGCCGAUCUGCUACUGCGUUUGCCUUUCCUUAUAGACCUUCACUAUCAGAAUACGCGGCCUUAUGGAUACGGUCUCCGCAUAUUGGGUCCGCAGCAACCAGGCGUGGUGCUUCUCUCCCAGGAGUUGAUCGCCGCUCUACUUGCAUGCUUGUUUUGUUUGUUUCCAAUCUCUGAUAGAGGUCCAAGACAUCUGCCAACCAUCAACUUUGAUCAAUUGUUUGCGAGUCUCUAUGAAAGUUAUAGUGAGAGCCAAGAAAAUAAGUUGAGGUGCAUUGUGCACUAUUUCCAAAGGAUAUGUUUGCAAAUGCCUACAGGAUCUGUCUCAUUUGAGCGCAAGCUUCUCUCUUUAGGACACCAUCCUUUGCAAUCAUGCCUUUCUUAUCCAGAUGCUGAUUUUUGGACCAAAUCAACUAUCCCUCUGUGCCCUUUUCAGGUUCACAGCUCAGGUUUAAUAGAAGAUCACGCUAUUGGGACACUUGAAGUGGAUUUUGCAAACAAAUAUCUAGGAGGUGGUGCUCUAAAUAGGGGCUGUGUGCAGGAAGAAAUUCGCUUCAUGAUCAAUCCCGAACUGAUUGCUGGCAUGCUGUUCUUGCCUUCGAUGGCAGACAAUGAAGCUAUAGAAAUUGUCGGAACAGAGAGGUUCUCUGACUAUACAGGGUAUGCCUCUUCAUUUCGGUUUACUGGUGACUAUGUGGACAAAAGGAAUGUUGAUUCCCUUGGAAGACGUAAAACCAGAAUUGUUGCCAUAGAUGCUUUGUGCAGUCCAAGAAUGAAGCAGUACAAACUUAAUUACCUUCUUCGGGAGACUAAUAAGGCAUUCUGUGGCUUUUUGUAUCAAUCAAAGUAUAUCCAGUACAAGAGACUGUUCAAGAUCAUGAACUCAGUGCAGUUAAAUGAAGCUUCUUUUCUGCCUGUUGAGACAAAUGGAGAAUUUAGGACAGAGGAGCUUGGAAAGUCUGAUGAGAAAUGUGUUCAAUUAAAGGACCCCGAAAAUUAUGUCGGGAUAGCAACGGGAAAUUGGGGCUGUGGUGCAUUUGGAGGAGAUUCCGAACUGAAGGCCAUGAUUCAAUGGCUUGCCGCUUCUCAGGCUUUAAGACCCUUCAUCUCAUACUACACUUUUGGUCUGGAGGUACUGCAAAGUCUUGACCAGGUGACUCAGUGGAUUCUAUCGCAUAAAUGGAAUGUUGGAGACCUUUGGAACAUUUUGGUAGAAUACUCAUCCCAGAAACUGAGGGGAGAAACAAACGUUGGCUUCUUUACUUGGCUUCUACCUUCUUUGCGGAAAUAAUACAAUGAAAUUUGUGAUGCUUAAAUUUUUUAUUUUUUUGGUGGGAUUCUGCUGAGUUUAACUUAUGUGAAAUUUAUGUAUCUAGACCGACCACAUGCAACUCUUACCUGGGCCAACAAUAG
Molecule: messenger RNA, 1741 nt
Organism: Hibiscus syriacus
Lineage: Eukaryota; Viridiplantae; Streptophyta; Magnoliopsida; Malvales; Malvaceae
Product: poly(ADP-ribose) glycohydrolase 1-like
Biological process (GO): regulation of DNA repair; ATP generation from poly-ADP-D-ribose; carbohydrate metabolic process
Cellular component (GO): nucleus; cytoplasm
Molecular function (GO): poly(ADP-ribose) glycohydrolase activity
Source: RefSeq, a predicted model, not a curated record